Molecule: messenger RNA, 468 nt
Organism: Prunus mume (Japanese apricot)
Lineage: Eukaryota; Viridiplantae; Streptophyta; Magnoliopsida; Rosales; Rosaceae
Product: toll/interleukin-1 receptor-like protein
Biological process (GO): signal transduction
Source: RefSeq, a predicted model, not a curated record
AUGGACUCCACUUCUUCUGUUGCUGCUGUUGAUACUGAUAUCCCCCCUCUUCAAGAAAAGUACGAUGUGUUUCUUAGUUUCAGAGGUCCGAACACACACGAUGCUUUUACCAGCCAUCUUCACAAGGCUUUACUUGGGAAGAACAUUGACACUUACAUAGAUAACAGACUUGAGAAAGGAGAUGACAUUGGACCUACCCUUCUAGAAGCAACCGAGAAAUCGAAACUUGCACUAGUCAUUUUCUCAAAAGACUGUGCUUCUUCCACAUGGUGUUUGAAAGAACUUGUGCAUAUGCUAGGAUGCAAGAAAAGAAAUAAACAAAUUGUUAUACCCAUUUUUUAUCGCAUAGAUCCAUCACAUGUACGAAAACAACAGGGAACUUAUGCACUUGAAGAUCGUCCACUUAAGAGCAGUAAGGAUGAGGUGGCCAACUGGAGGGUUACUUUACCUUCGUGGGAGGUAAUCUAG